Fusarium oxysporum Fo47 is the source of this 999-nucleotide messenger RNA. RefSeq lists its product as uncharacterized. Bases 1 to 999 code for a protein of 332 amino acids. The record is from RefSeq and is a predicted model, not a curated record. The transcript has 5 exons. Lineage: Eukaryota; Fungi; Ascomycota; Sordariomycetes; Hypocreales; Nectriaceae.
AUGGAAACAGGGCUUCGCACUGAGAAUGCUGUUGAUACGGGCGACAUCUAUCGGCCAAUGCUUCCAUUUGACAGCCCCCAAGACAGGGCUGCUCUCGAGUACUACGCCGGGCCCGCUGUUGUCGUUAAUCAGCGAACUGCCUGCUUCGCACCGACCUUGGACAAUGUCGAACUCAUUUACGAGUUAAAUAAUGGUUCUGCGGCCGGUGGCUUGUAUCUCAAUGCCACUAUUGCCGUCGAGAAUCAGACUGACUUCAUUGGGACUGAUCCGAGCAAGCUUGGACAAAUAACCUCAAAUACUAUGUCCAUAAAAAAUGGCACCGAGAACCCCCUCUCUGGCUGGGCUUAUGGCUUCAAUUCGGUUCUGCUCGUCAACUCAGGCUCAGCUUUGGAUGGGAUUGCCCCUGUCUCGAACGAAAAGACUCAAGAUUCAAGCCUGCUGAAAAUACCGGAAGCUGGGACCGAUGCAUUCAAUGCGACCAUCUGCUAUAUCAGCCAGAACCUACCUCACAAGUAUAAUGUCACUAUGAUAGGGAGAGCUUUUCCCUCUGAACCAGAGUUCCUGGCUGAGUGGUCAACCAUGAUGGCCGCAGAAAGUGGCACAGGUAUUCUGCAACAGCUGGGUAUCGGCAUCUCUCCUGACAGUACGAGAGGACGCGGAAUCCUAGACCUCCAAGUUUACUCUGGUCCGGACCUCUGGGAAGACCUGGAUGACGGAAUAGCAUGCCGCCGUGUUCCAAAACAUCCUUCGUCUGAUUGGCGAUCUAGCCUGCUAAACUUUAAUCCUACUCGCGAAGUCAAAACGAUUUAUGCUCAAGAGGUGCUUAUCCCGCAGCACUGGAGAGGUUUUGUCGUGGUUAUGGCCAUCAUAGUUGCGCACUUUGUCGUGACUGCUCUAACUAUGGUACUCUUUGCGCAGUGCACCAAGUCUUCUCUGUUCGGCAAUGCCUGGCAGGCUGUCUCGCAGGUAGUUUCUGCAGAUACGCAGGAUAUCAUCUGA